Messenger RNA from Wyeomyia smithii (pitcher-plant mosquito), 1084 nucleotides. Its product is annotated as nucleoside hydrolase-like. Bases 1 to 969 code for a protein of 322 amino acids. The transcript has a single exon. The record is from RefSeq and is a predicted model, not a curated record. NCBI's taxonomy places the organism in Eukaryota, Metazoa, Arthropoda, Insecta, Diptera, Culicidae. Gene Ontology annotation, molecular function: hydrolase activity, hydrolyzing N-glycosyl compounds.
AUGGCCAACAGUGAAAUGCGCCGAGUAAUUAUAGACGUUGAUGUUGGAACAGAUGACGCAUGGGCGCUUCUGCUGCUGUUGAAAUGCGAGAAGAAAUACAGAUUCAAGGUCGACGCAAUAACUUGCACUCAUGGUAACACGGAUGUUACACACGGAGCCCGAAACGUACUUCGAAUGUUAACAGCGAUCGGACGUCUAGAUGUCCCAGUGUACAAAGGUGCUACGGAGCCAAUAGUCACGGCCGUACCAUUUCGAGAGAAACCAUUUCACGGAAUUGAUGGAUUCGCCGAUUUAGAUUUAAACGAUACGGUUGAUGAGAGUUUGAUAAAACCAGAACAUGCGGUAAACGAGCUAUAUCGUCGAAUUCAGAGUGAGGCAGGCGCAAUGUCGCUAGUUUUCAUUGGGCCACUGACUAAUCUAGCUCUGUGUAUAAAACUCUACCCAGAAAUUCGCAGCAAGAUACGCGAGUUGUACAUCAUGGGUGGAAACCGGUAUGGCAUGGGCAACGUAUCAAAGUCUGCGGAGUUUAACUUUUGGUCCGAUCCGGAAGCGGCUCACAUUGUGUUCAAUAACGUGCAGUGUCCCAUCACGUUACUUCCCUGGGAGACAUGUUUGUCGGAGCAGAAGACCAUACCGAUGGAAUGGCGAAUUAAAGUGCUUGGCAAUACGAGCAACCGAGCUGUUCAGCUUUUAAACCAGGCAGAGGGCAAGAUCUUUGCUGGGCGACCAUUCUGGAGACCGUGUGAUGCAUUUUUGGCUGCUGUUUUCGUCGAUCCGGAUAUAGUGGAAAGUUCGGAAAAUUUUCAUGUUGAUAUAGAAUUAACAGGACAGCUGACCAGAGGUCAGACGGUAUUGGACCAUUUGAAGUCCAAUCGGGAAAACGUGAAACUGAUGGAAAAGUUAAAAACCGAACAAUUCAAAAUGUUGAUGCUAUAUGCUGCUGAUCACGAGGUAGAGCAUAAGUUGUAACGCAGUUUUACAUUAAACUGUUAUGAAUCUGCGUUCGAAAGUUGAACUAUGUUAACAUGAACUUCAAAAUUUUUUUGUCUCAACGUCUUAACACUCCGAAUAUUCCCUGGUCAAU